UGGCUAAUAUUUACAAAAUAAAAUUGACAAAAUUUUUGAAGAAAAGAAAGGUUGUACAAAAACAAUAUUUAUCUAAAAACUAAUUUCUGUUUAAAAAGCCACCGUAAAUCAUUUUUAAACAGUGAUCAUUAUAAUGGGACUUAAAAAGAAGAAAAAUGUUAUCAUUAUCUCAUCUUGCAUGGCUUCAUGUUAUAUUCUCUACCAGCUGUAUUUCUUCCUAACCAUCACAUCAGAAGUAAACGAGGGCAACCGAGUGGUACCGGUGCUAGACCACGAUACCAUCAGAGAAGUCUUGCACUUGCGAUCAGAAGAAGAUAAAUACAUUAACGAAAAUGGUAUGAUACGAGGCGUUUUCUAUACAAAAAUUAACGAUUACAGGCCGGAUUCGAAUAACGAAUUUAAAUGUAGAAAAUCGGAUCAACGUAUACCUUAUGAGCAAAUGAAUGAUGAUUUUUGCGAUUGUGAAGACGGGACGGAUGAGCCGAGCACUAAUGCUUGCCCUACUGGAGUUUUUUAUUGCCAAACUCAAAACCAAAAGAAGCAAGAACUAUUUGUUGUGCCAUCUGGUAAGGUUAAUGACGGUAUUUGCGAUUGCUGCGAUGGGUCAGAUGAGUGGAUACAUGAAGGAGGUAAACUUCUAAGUCAAAGUUCAUCAAAACAUUACAGAUUUUAUGUGACUAGGUGCCCUAAUGUCUGUCAAAAGUAAUUACGAUGAAUCAAGGUUGUUGUAAAAGGUUGUAAAUAGUUAACAAAAUGUUUUUGCCAGGAUUACAUUGGCUGUUGAUGUCUUAUAUUGUCUUAAGCAUAAAUCUCAUACCCAACACUUACAUUUGAAUUAGCUAUUGAUUUUAGGCUUAUUUUACAGCUUAACACCAUAAAAUAAAGUAAAUAGUGGGUUUGUACCAUAUCCAUAACUGAUACAAUGAUUUUAUCAUUAUAUAUUCAUUGUGGUAUGUGCCUAGUGCCUACCAUUUACCAUAAUAUGGAGUUAGCUGUACCUUAGUAUGAAUUUAAACCUUUAGACUUUGUAGACUACAGAAAAAAUAUGAUGUGAGAGUAAAGUAGACCUAAAAGAUGUUUUAAAGUUUUUAGUCAUUUAGUGUUUUAAACUUUUAAAGAUGAUGAAAUUUUGUCUCCACAGACAAUAGUCCCUCAACUGUGGAGACCCUUAUACUUACUACUAAGUUAAUAAUGAAUUUUUCCAAUUAUUAAUUAUAUAGUAUAAAUACCUAUUAUUGUUUGUGUAUAUUUUGGCAAUUUUAAAGAAUUAUAGUUCCAUUAUAUUAAAAAGCUACCUUUAGCUAACCUACCAUUCACUUACUUUUAAUUUUAGGAAUAGGUAUUAGUAAUAUGUACCUAAAUAUAAAAAAAUUAAAGCAGCACAUAGAUUAUAGUUUACACUUAAUAAUAAAAGUUUCUAGUCUACAUAUUGUAUCAAAGAAAUAACUAUUACAAAUAAAAAAGUAAUUCAAUGGAAAGUUAUAAAAAAUAUGUGUCUCAACUUUUAGAAAAUGUUUUUAUGUCAUUUUUCUGUACAUUUUUUCAAUUAUUGUUUCAUAAGAGUAAAAUCAUACAAAACUAGUUUAAGGCAUAAAAGACUGAUAACUAUUAAACUACUAUGUAUCCAUUUAUUGUCAGAAUUAAUAAAAAAUCUAUCUCUAAACUCUGCUGCUAAGUUAGCAAUGUUGUUAUUUGUCAAAAAACAAAAUUUUAUUUUCAUGUUAGUUUAAUAUUUUGUCUGCAGGAAAAAAUGUGAAAACCUUGUUACCUUA
Molecule: messenger RNA, 1772 nt
Organism: Maniola jurtina (meadow brown)
Lineage: Eukaryota; Metazoa; Arthropoda; Insecta; Lepidoptera; Nymphalidae
Product: glucosidase 2 subunit beta
Exons: 1
Coding region: 134-706 (190 amino acids)
Biological process (GO): N-glycan processing
Cellular component (GO): glucosidase II complex
Source: RefSeq, a predicted model, not a curated record